GCGGACGUUGUCUACCAACUGGACCAACUGUCAAAGUUUGUAGUUUCGAACUAACCUCAAACUUAUUAAUUCCAGAAGAAUCGUAAAGAGAAAAGUGCCAAGUCUACUUGAAAAUAGGAAAAAUAUAUUUAGUCAACACGCAACGAGCUGGAAGGAAGGUGCGCGCGUUGGUGAAGAUCGGCGGGGCAAGGGGGUGAUGCUCUAGGGAUUGUGAUUGACGUAGCCAGCGACGAAGAGCAUCAAAAAGCAGAAGGAGGGUCUUCCGUUCCGGCAUAAUAGUUUCUUGUGCAGUGUACAAUCUAAGCUUCUCGAUAAAUUUUCACUUUAUUCAGAGCAAUUCAAUAAUUAAAAGAGUUUUGUUCAUCGAAUUCUUUCAAAGAAAUCGUGACUCCGCAAUUAUUUAAUCAUCAUGAAUGAGGAAUACGACGCUAUUGUUCUCGGCACCGGUCUCAAGGAAUGCAUCCUCUCGGGAAUGCUGUCUGUCAGCGGAAAAAAGGUGCUACACGUCGACCGCAACAAGUAUUACGGUGGCGAAUCUGCUUCCAUCACGCCCCUUGAAGAUCUCUUCAGUAAAUUUAAUACACCGCCGCCAGAUGAGAGCUGUGGACGAGGUCGCGAUUGGAAUGUGGAUUUAAUUCCAAAAUUUUUAAUGGCAAAUGGAAUUCUCGUGAAACUUUUGAUUCACACUGGCGUGACACGUUAUCUCGAGUUCAAGUGCAUUGAAGGCUCUUAUGUUUAUAAAUCGGGAAAAAUUGCCAAAGUGCCAAUCGAUCAAGCUGAGGCCUUGAAUAGUGACUUGAUGGGAAUAUUCGAAAAGAGGCGCUUUAAAAAUUUUCUAACAUGGGUUCAGAAUAUGCAGGAGGAUGAUCCUAAAACUUGGGAUGGCUUUGAUCCAUUCAGCAAUAGCAUGAGCGCACUUUAUAAUAAAUUUAAUCUUGAUAAAAAUACCCAAGAUUUUACCGGGCAUGCUCUUGCACUCUAUAGGGACGACGAUUAUAUUGGAAGAAGUGCAAUAAAUACGGUUCGUAAGAUAAAACUUUACAGUGAUAGUUUAGCCCGUUAUGGAAAAUCGCCAUAUCUUUAUCCAAUGUACGGCUUGGGGGAACUUCCUCAAGGAUUUGCACGUUUAAGUGCCAUUUAUGGAGGAACCUACAUGCUAGACAAACCGAUCGAUGAAAUCGUCGUAGAAAAUGGAAAGGUUAUUGGCGUACGUUCCGGAGACGAAAUCGCCAAGUGCAAACAAGUCUUUUGCGAUCCCACCUAUACGCCCGAACGCAUAAAACGAAAUGGCAAAGUCAUAAGAUGCAUUUGCUUAAUGGAUCAUCCAAUUUCAAAUACAGGCGACGCAUUGUCCACUCAAAUCAUCAUUCCCCAAAAGCAGGUGGGACGUCAAUCGGACAUUUAUGUGUCAAUGGUUUCGCACACACAUCAAGUUGCCGCGAAGGGUUGGUUCAUUGCAAUGGUUUCAACCACCGUUGAAACUGAUAAUCCUGAAAUUGAAAUUAAACCCGGUCUCGAUCUUUUGGGACCAAUUAAACAGAAAUUCGUCUCAAUUUCUGACUAUUUUGUCCCAACAGACAAUGGCAUUGAAAGUCAAAUUUUCGUCUCGGAAAGUUACGACGCAACAACACACUUUGAAACAACUUGCCUCGAUGUUCUCGAUAUAUUUAAACGCGCAACUGGCGAGGAAUUUGACUUGAAUAAAGUCAAACACGAACUCGGUGACGAGGAUCAGUAACUAUAAAAAUUGCUCUAUUGUGGAGAAAAGAGAAAAAAUCUCUGACAAGAAAAGAAAAUAAUAAACAUCUCGUACUAUUGUGUAAAAAAAUCGCUCUCUUGUGUCUUCAAGUUGUUGCGAGCGGAGCCUAAGAAUUCCAAAAAAAAAAGAUUCUUUUCAAGGACAUCCUCACAAAAAAAGGGGGUUUAGGUGAAGAUUUUUUAGGGAAUAUAUUUUUUAAGUUUAAGAAAAUAAUUGUGUUGAGAUGCAAUUCUCAUCGUCAAUAUAUUUUUAAGUUUAGAGAAAGAGAAAUGGAUAGGCAAUAUAUUCAGGAAAAUGCAUUUAACGAACAAAAACGGCGAUGAGAUGGAUAAAAAUAUUAGAAGUGGAUGGGAAAAGAGAGAAAGAGGUCAAAUUACCGAUAACUCAAAAUCGAUACUUCUUACCUAAAAAAAGUCUUACAAUAAAUAAAAAAAAUAACAUUAAGAAGAAAGUACAAGUGUUGACGCGCAUCUAAGCGAAGAUAUUGCAAAAUGUACCAUAUUUUAACUAACGAAUGUUAUACUGGUUAAUAAUAUAAACGAAUUGUCUAUUAUGAGUGUGACCGAUACGAGAGAAAGAGAGAUUAGAAAGAAAAUUAAUUACCUCCUAAGUGAACGAUCUCGUUAAAGAAAAAAAAAUCCAAUAGAGACGAUGAAUUUUCUUUUAGCCGUCGUUUUUUAAAAACAAAUUACAAUCGUAACGACAGCAGGCCUUCGUUUUAGAGAAUGAUCUAAAUUAUUGUCAUAACUAGCAUAUUUUUAUUAUUAUUAUUACUAUUAUUAUCAUAAUACCUAUUAUCAUUGUAAAGAAAAAAUCUGUAUACAAAUUUGUAUACAAUACGAUAAAACUUUAUACGAAAAUCUACACUUAUAAUGUUAUAAUAAUUAUUCAUUAUACACUAUUAUUAUAUAUUACAAUAUCUAAUAAUAUUGUAUAUAUCAUAAUAUAAUGUUAUAAAAAAAAAUCUUAUCAGAAUCGAAAGGUUAUAAUACGGGCUGCAUGUGCUAUUUGGGAACUAUUUAGAAUUAGGGGAAAGUACGUUAAAAUAUAUAUUGUGAAAAAAUUGGGCAGAUAAGAACGAAGCAUUUCAAUUAAAAAAAUUUAUCAAGUAUUUUUCUCUUUCGUAAUAUGCUUAUAAAUAUAUUUCCUUUCUUUUGCUUUUUCAAAUGAAUGUGUCGUGAUAAUUGUCGUUAAUUGUUUAUUAAAAAAAAAAAAUCAUGUUUAAUGUGUCUGAAAGUUUAAAAAAAAAUUUUGCCGUGCUUCCACGCCCUUUGCAUUAGCUACACGUGAAACAGCAUAACGUACAAUCUCACAAAUUAUCAAUGAAAAAAAAUCCGUUUCGCCAAGCGAAGCAUUUUCAGGAUGUUGCGAUUACUGUAAUACAAGACCCUUACAAAUAAAAACAUAUUGUGCUACUUUCUCUCUUA
Leptopilina heterotoma is the source of this 3186-nucleotide messenger RNA. RefSeq names its product rab GDP dissociation inhibitor beta (gene Gdi). NCBI's taxonomy places the organism in Eukaryota, Metazoa, Arthropoda, Insecta, Hymenoptera, Figitidae. Bases 410 to 1738 code for a protein of 442 amino acids. Gene Ontology annotation, cellular component: cytoplasm. Gene Ontology annotation, biological process: vesicle-mediated transport; protein transport; small GTPase-mediated signal transduction. The transcript has 6 exons. Gene Ontology annotation, molecular function: Rab GDP-dissociation inhibitor activity. The record is from RefSeq and is a predicted model, not a curated record.